This is a messenger RNA of Acaulospora colombiana, 1832 nucleotides long. The record is from the annotation of a GenBank genome assembly. NCBI's taxonomy places the organism in Eukaryota, Fungi, Glomeromycota, Glomeromycetes, Diversisporales, Acaulosporaceae.
AUGGCGCCUUUUAAUUUUGACAGUUUACCAGCAGAAAUAGUGAUCGAAAUAAUUGAAACUGCACUAGGAAAUCCAGGAGGAAGCUUUUGUAAGGUCGGCCAUAACGGGAUUUGGUCUCAGCCGAGGCCUGGUGGCCUCGAUCUGAUGCUACAGCAACCUUCACGCCCUCACACUCCUUUGGGAGAUACUCUUCCCUUUCCGGAUGGAAAUCAUAACAUAUGGGAGGAAGAAUCUGAUACUCAUACGUCCGAUGACGACGACCAAGAAGCGGUGGAUUUCUAUUCUACUGCGAAAACCUUGCGAUUAUGGGUUGAGUUCGAGUCAUUCUCUGGAGUUGGAAAGCUAAUAAAAAUGCUUUCCGAUUCGCAACUAGCUCGGGUCCAGCUGAAGCACUUGGACCUGGCCCUUGCAUCCGUGCCCUUAAAGGCAUAUGACCGGAUUCGGUCCAACUUUCCAAAUAUAGAGUCCCUAAAUGUUAGGAAUGGCUCUUAUAAACUUCCUGGCCGAGUGUGGGUGCCUGAGGAAGCAAGCAAAUGGGCAUCCUAUGGCCGAUUGACAAGGUUGCAGUUUUACUGGUGUAGAAAUCUCUAUGCUCCCCACGUCCCGGGGCUCGUUAAACUCUUUCCAGCCCUCAGAGAGCUACUGGUGUCGUCAUGCGGAGACCCAUCGGAUGAAGUUAUGGGCCCGCUUCGCUGGGAUUGGUAUCUUGACCCCGAAGCACUCUGUAAAACCCAUAUUCCACUUGAAUACUGCCAUGUCGAGCAUAUGGAUGAUUGGGAAAUCCGCGCAUUAGGGGUCAUACCAGCGAAGACAUGGAUCGUAACGACCAUCAAGCCCCCUCACUUUUUACAAGAGCUAUCGAACGACGAUCACAUCUUUCCAGGAAUAACCCACCUCCAGAUCGAAAGCGAAAGUUGGCCCACAGUUGAAAAGCCAGCAUCUGUGAUCACCCUCGAAGAAUUAUGCAAGAAAAGAGGUGUCAAACUUACGCGGGAUGCAAAACCCGUACACAGCGCUGGGUUCGUGAGCGGCCGUUGCCCGGAGCUGGAGUUUUCCAAAACUCCAGCUCCCAUCCUCUCCCAAUCGGCCUCUAGGCUAUUUGGUCGGACUUGCCUUUUGCUCCCAACCACAAUGUCGUCGGUCAAUUCUCUACCUAUAGAGCUGUUCAUUCCUAUCAUCACCGCUGUUCUGGACACUUCUUCUCGUGAUGAAUUUCCCAAAGUAGGCCAUAACGCGGCCUGGAGGAAGCAAAAGCCGAGCCCGCUAGAAAUAAUGGCGAUACAACAUUCAAGACCUCAUACUCCCGUAGAGGGUAUACUCCCUUUUCCAGAUGGGGUAGAUAAUGAAGCCAAUAGUCAAAAGUCGUCCAUUUCUAACCACCUAUCUAGGGUCAAUCGUGCAUUCAAUCAAAUCGCUACCGCCCUUUUGUUCCGAGACGUCAACCUUCUUUAUGGAAUUGAAAACAUCCCAAAGGUUGAAAGGAUACUGAAAGAGAUGGUUUUACCUCACGCUAAUCACAUUCGCUCACUCUGGAUCUAUGCUGAUACCACACAUGAACACUUGAUUGAAGAGUUGGAUACAUUCACCGCAAAUCUCCUGCGCAGUUGCCCUAGGCUAGAAUCUCUCGGCCUUUAUUUUCACUGGAACAUGAUUGAUCAAGAAUGGUCAGAGGGUUGGGUAACUGGGCUAACCUUUUGGAUAGUCCACAGGUUCAUCGAAAGUGUCGCUCAAUCAGAACGAGCUCGUAGUCAUCUCAAGAGUUUGGAUGUAGCUGGCGUCUCGGUCACUUUAGAGACUAGAGACCUCAUCUGCUCCCGCUUCCCCAAUCUCGA